CCCCACCCCCCCGCAUUAUUCGCUGGGUCAGGGCUUGACCUGCGAGUGACAUGCGAGUUGAGUCUUUUAUUAAUUGGGGCAUCGGCAUUUUCGGCAGCAGAGGCGAGGCAGCGCAGCGGAUCGCAGGGCACCUGUUUGUGAGCGACCAGUGAUUGAAGACUGAGCAAUGGAGCAGGACUGGAUGUCAGAGGAGGAGAUCGAAGCGUUGCAAGACAUCUGGGAGAAGGUAUUCAAGAGCGCCGAGGAUGUCGGAGUCAUCAUCCUCGUGAGGCUCUUCACCGGCCACCCGGCAUCCAAACAGUACUUCGCAAUGUUCAAGGACCUCGAGACCGCUGACGACCUGAAGGCCUCGGCCAAGCUGCGCUGGCACGCGGGCCGCGUCAUGGGCUCCCUGGACAAGGCCGUGAGGAGCUUGCGCAACCCCGAGGAGCUCAUCCAGAUCCUGCGCGCCGUCGGACUGUCCCACGCCAGGCAGGCGACGCCCGUCGACGUCAAAUACUACCACAUCCUGGGCGGCAUCAUCAUGGACGUUCUGCUGGAAACGUUUAAGGACGAGCUGUCUCCGACGGCGCGCGGUGCCUGGACGAAGCUGCUGGCCACCCUGUGCACCGAGUUUGAGAACGCGUACAGAGAGGAGGGCGUCCUGGAGCAAGCGGCAGCCUAGAUGAUCAAAGAGGCUUCCGGCGUUGAGGAAAUCGUGGGGGGUGGUGGGGGAGGGGGGCGAGGCAAAUACGGUGUAAUUGGUGUCGUGCUACCUUUUCACAAUGUGUUCGCAGUGGACCAGUUGGGGUGGCGGCUUCUUGAUAAAAACGCAUGUGGUGUGUUACAAAGGCAUCCGUUGAAUCCUUGCACAGAGAGAGAGAGUUUGGGAGCCGCAGCCUUUGAAGCUGCAGCUCACUGGUGGGGAAAUGCUUACUUGCAGAUGGAAUGAGAGAUGUUUGGUUGGCAAUUGAUGAGUCGACGCUUGGAUUUUUUAUUUACUGUCUUUGUGCGUUUUAAUUUGCAUGAUUUUCUUUAUAUCUUUUUUAUUGUUUUGCUUCCGUCUCCUCCGCCCCGGCCCCAAUUAUAUUCACUCAUGUCACCUUUAUAAAUCAUCACAGAGAGCAGCACAUAGCUUCUUGCCCACAUUACGUGGCACUAUUUAAAUGUGCUGCAAAUGAUGUUUAUCACUUGGUCAUACUUUUCUUUCGUCCACACUGGUGAAGCAAGCAUCAGCUUCAGUUGUGGCGAGUCAUUGGUGACGAGGCUGAGACCAUCAACUGACUACACUUGAAAGCCUAAUUUAAUCAAGAGUAUCUGAAACUCGGAUUCAAACCCAGGAUUUCAGUGAAAAUGCUUCAGUCUUGUGACAUGGUAAUAGCUCUCUCUCAACCUGGCCAUUCUUAUUGAUUUAUUUUCGAAUCGAUAACUGACUACGUCCAAUUUUGUUUACCCGGUACAUUUAGACGUCUGUAUGUUUCAUCCUUACAGAUGUUCUAAAUUACUCACAGCAUUGCACAUGUUUACGAUGACAAAACUCUGUAUCACUGCCUCCUUACUUGAGAAGAUAUAAUUAUUAUGGGUGACUCACUCUUGGUGCUCCACUAACUACAAUACACUUUUAAGAAAGCGACUGUUAUAUUAUAUGAAAUGUUUUGGUUUUAAUAAACAUUGUGUCAACAAACUCACAUUUUUAACGGUUAAUAAUUGGUUUCCAAUAAAGGUUCAUUGGGAAAUUCCGCAUUAAAGCUUUAAAGGUAGUAUCGCAAAUUAUUUCACAAGGGUAAGAAAUGCAAUAUGAUCAUUUUUCAGUGGGUUUGCCCAUUAAACAAAAAAACAAAUAACUGCCUGAACUAAGGCCAUUGAUUCAAACAGUGGGACGCACUGCGGGGGGGGGGGCGGGUGCUACAUUCAACACAGCCUACAGCAAAUACAGCCGCUCGCAAUUAUGGUCCCAACGUUGCCAUCGGGACAAUAGCGACCCAUGAUAAAAAAAAACACCAAUAGCGGGGCACUAUUAACAUAGCUGUUUACGACGCGACUGAAAAGUCCAAAAAUGUUUUAUGUGUCUCCCUGCUCAAACAAGCAUUGGGCUGCUGGUGCCUAUCUCUAUAUUCUUAGGUUUUUUCGGUAAAGUCACGUAGGUAAAACAUCAAAAUUAAUAAAAAAUAAAAUAAAACAAAAAUCACGACGUUUCGGAGGCAACACAAGUCUCCGUCAUCAGGUGGGACCGUCACAGCCGGAUUAGCUGCAUCAAGUGAGGCAAUGAUUCAAGAUGUAAUCCCUUAAAAAGCAAGUUGAGGGGGAGGAGAGGGGGGGGGG
Lethenteron reissneri (Far Eastern brook lamprey) is the source of this 2301-nucleotide messenger RNA. RefSeq names its product cytoglobin-1-like. The record is from RefSeq and is a predicted model, not a curated record. Gene Ontology annotation, biological process: oxygen transport. Gene Ontology annotation, molecular function: heme binding; oxygen binding; iron ion binding. NCBI's taxonomy places the organism in Eukaryota, Metazoa, Chordata, Hyperoartia, Petromyzontiformes, Petromyzontidae.